Molecule: messenger RNA, 879 nt
Organism: Pseudoliparis swirei
Lineage: Eukaryota; Metazoa; Chordata; Actinopteri; Perciformes; Liparidae
Exons: 6
Coding region: 1-879 (292 amino acids)
Source: RefSeq, a predicted model, not a curated record
AUGACUUCCUGCAGCCAUACCGGCACGACAAAAAAGAGCUGGUGGAGGCUGAUCCUGCCGGCCAUGUACAGGAUCACAUCUGUUAGCAUCACAAACAGGAUUGACGUACCCGAGAGGAUCAAUAAUGCCAUGAUCCUGAUUGGGAAUUGCCCGAUGAACAACGGAAACAACAACCCAAUCUGUGCUGUUAUCCCGUCCAUCCCAAGUGGAAGUACCAGGACCUUCAACUGUGGAGGGAUGAUAGGCCGGUUUGUCAAUGUGUAUCUGAAUUCCGAAUAUUUGACAAUAUGUGAGUUGGAGGUGUACGGAGAACUGGUAACUCCUUCGCCCUCCUUCGGUGCGGUGGUGAUGGGCCGGAAAGUAGUCGUGGUGGAAAAGAAGCUGAGCUGGUCGGACGCCGUGCUCUACUGCAGGGACUUCUACUGGGACCUGCUGAGCAUCCGCAGUGAGGAGGAGCAGGUGGAGGUGGGGGAGGUGCUGAGCUCCGCCUCCUUCCCCCUGACCAAACACGUUUGGUUGGGACUGCGCAGGUACCUGAUGGAUGGCAGGUGGUUCUGGAUGUCCGGGCCUUCCGUGGACUACAGCAGCUGGGAGACGGACCACAUCUGGAGAGUUACCAGUCCCUGUGGCGGCAUCGACACCAGCGGCCACUUCCACUGGAAUGAUCUCCCGUGUGGAGAUCACCUUCACUUCAUCUGUUUGACAGUCUCACCCCUGAUCCACUACUUGAGCGCGGAGCUCCUCCAAUUCAGAUUCCACCGAUCUGCUCCUCCGCCUAUACUAUACCACUUCCCGGACACCGCCGCCACCCCGCCGGAGGCAAGGGACAACUACUCCAAGACCUCCUCCUCGACCACAAGUUGGACUUUCUCUGCCUGA